AGUACGCCGUCCCGCCGAAUCCGCUGACGUGAGAUGUGAGAAGGGAGGCAUACGCAGCUCGACAACACGAACACCCACUGCACGCAUGCUUCAUGGCGCGCAGACACAGAGAUGGUAUUGCUAGAAUAUCUACAGAAGACGCCGCUCCUGUGUUCGGACAAUACCAGAUCCCAUCCGCACCCGCAGAAGCAGUUGCCGACCUCGGCACCCAUUCGAGGAUUCCUUUGCAACGAUGGCAACAGUUCACCUCCGUUGAAUAGGCGGAGUUCGCAGACAUGGAGUAUAUUAGGGCCGGCCGUUAGGAUCUUGAAGGGCGGGGUGGACGUGGUUAACAGCACCGUUCUAGGAAUGAGAGAUGGCUUGACGAAGGAGCAGCGGGUGGCAGCCGCGAGGAGAGAGGAGAGAAGGCAGAUUCUAGGAUUGCGGAUGAAGAAUGCGGAGAGUAUGGAGCAAUGGCAGACUGCUGCCAGAGACCUCGAUGUCCUCGAGGACAACGAAGCAUGGAAGUUCAAUUCUACGUCCUCCGAAUUCGAUGCUACCAUGAUCGAAGCACGAUUGAAGCAGAUGGACAACGCGAGGAUUAAUUGCGAUAUCAAACUGAUGUUGAAUCUGGUACGGACGUCCUUGUCGAGAGAUUUGGGCGGAAUGGAGAAUGUGAGGUUAUACAAGCACUCGCAUAUUGGGACAAAAGACCUGAUUGAACGCUACAUUGAUUCUGCCUUGGCUACGAUUCGGGAUCUGGUUGAGAAGAGCAAACAUACUUUACCAGAUGGAAUGGAGACCAAGGACAUACUGGAGCAGGUUGUGCAUGCAAGGCAAGCAUUUGGCAGGAGUGCUCUGUUACUCAGUGGAGGCGCAACGUUUGGCAUGAACCACAUUGGUGUGCUGAAAGCGCUAUUCGAAGCACAUCUUCUCCCUCGGAUCAUAUCUGGUGCUUCAGCUGGGAGUAUUGUCUGUGCAGUUGUUUGUACAAGGACCGACGAGGAGAUACCGGACGUUCUUAAAAAGUUCCCAUUCGGCAAUCUGGACGUUUUUGAGGAGAAUGGCAAGGAAGACGGUAUUCUAGAACGAUUGCGCCGACUUUUGACUCAGGGUGCGUGGAUCGACAGCAAGCAUUUGACACGAGUUAUGCAGGAGAUACUUGGCGACAUGACGUUUCAAGAAGCCUACAACCGAACGAGACGGAUAUUGAAUAUCUGUGUUUCUUCUGCAUCCGUGUACGAACUGCCACGUUUGUUGAACUAUAUUACGGCACCAAAUGUGAUGAUUUGGUCGGCAGUAGCGGCAUCAUGUUCUGUCCCUCUGUUGUUCUCAGCAGCGCCCCUUUUGGUCAAAAAUCCAAUCACUGGCGAGAAUACUCCUUGGAAUCCGACGCCCCAACGCUGGAUCGAUGGUAGUGUCGACAAUGAUCUCCCAAUGACUCGGUUGGCAGAGAUGUUCAAUGUUAAUCAUUUCAUUGUCUCGCAGGUCAAUCCACACGUUGUUCCAUUCUUGGUCAAAGAUGAAGAGGCUAUUGCAAAAGAUGCAAAUUCCGAAGGAUCUGGUCCCGGAUGGGUCUAUACUCUUACGAAUCUUGCCAAAGAUGAGGCUUUACACCGCAUGCAUGUUCUGGCUGAGCUGGGAAUAUUCCCAAAUCUAGUUACGAAAUGCAGAUCUGUUCUGAGCCAGAAGUACUCUGGAGAUAUUACCAUCUUGCCUGAAAUAGACUACAAGGACUUUCCACGUAUCCUGAAGAAUCCGACAGCAGAUUUCAUGGUGCAAGCUUGUCUUUGCGGAGAGCGAGCUACUUGGCCAAAGCUGAGUAGGAUAAGGAAUCACUGUGCCGUUGAAUUGGAGUUAGAUGCUGCAGUGCAGAAGCUUCGGGCUAGGGUUGUGUUCAGUCCUAGUCAGGUAGACUUGCGACGAAUGACCACAGCCGGAUUCACGAAUAUUCCGAGUAGGGUGGGACGAAAGAGGAGGGAGAGCGGCAGCAACCUUAGCGAAUUCAAAAUAUCCCAAUUUGAUGGGGAGAAUGAGGAAGAAGCCCCGUCAAAGACCAGAAAGAGUUUGUCACGACCACCACUCCGAACCUCGAGCACAUACUGGCAUGGCACAAGACGCACCUUGCCACCAUCUGCCAGACCUGGAUCCCGGACUACCCAAGGAACACCCCUUCCUACUCCUGAACCAGGAGAUUCGCACUCAUUCAAGUUCCAGCCGCUGAAGGCAGCACUUGACCUUCAUAUCAGCAUUCCAGAAAUUUCUUCAGCAGGCGAGACGACUCUUUCUCCACCUAGCUCGGACGCUGAUAUCGAUUCCCAUACGGACGAAAGUAGCCCCGAACUCGACACAUCUGACAUGCCUUCACCCGGCUUGUAUUACCGUCCCAGAGGAACAGGGAACGAAUCGUAUGAGAUGCUCGACUUCUUUUCAAGUAGUCAGCCUGUUACUUCGGGGACAGAUCACGUAUUAGCCACAAGUCCACUUUCGAGUAGACCGAAUAUCGGAUUGGCUUUAAGCCCUAUAUCCAUGAAGCUGAGCGGAAUAUCCACGGUUAAGAGUGCAACGGCACCUAGCAGUCCCGAGGCGAGAUACAAGAGGAUAUUUCAUAAAAAUCCUCAGGAGAAGGGAGAGAAGUGAUUUGAGAUGGGAGGGUUUGGACUUUGUUUCUUUUUAUUUGAAAGCUGAUUGAGAUACCAUCGUUUUAAUGGCAUGCAAGCAUAGGGCGGAGCGGGAGUUCAGAUGAGAUACGAAAUUAUCGUACGGAAGAGGAUUGGUGCACAGAUUUGGAGUUUUAUGGGAACAGCACAGGCUGAGAUGGGAGAUCAUGGCAUGAUCAGCAAACUUGAGAUGUGAAGCAUACGGAGAUAUGAAAUAGAAUAAUUUUGCAACCAAACAGUCUAUCCUGUGCUCCUUCCCUUGAUCACACCGUCAUCCACUAUGCUACUCUGAAGACAUCCGCCUCAAGAUAACAGAGAGAGUACAUAUACAAGAAAAGCGCCAACAUGC
Mollisia scopiformis is the source of this 2988-nucleotide messenger RNA. Its product is annotated as patatin-domain-containing protein. The record is from RefSeq and is a predicted model, not a curated record. Bases 112 to 2619 code for a protein of 835 amino acids. NCBI's taxonomy places the organism in Eukaryota, Fungi, Ascomycota, Leotiomycetes, Helotiales, Mollisiaceae. Gene Ontology annotation, molecular function: triacylglycerol lipase activity. The transcript is spliced from 2 exons. Gene Ontology annotation, biological process: lipid metabolic process.